This is a messenger RNA of Penicillium angulare, 846 nucleotides long. RefSeq names its product High mobility group superfamily. The transcript is spliced from 3 exons. Bases 1 to 846 code for a protein of 281 amino acids. Lineage: Eukaryota; Fungi; Ascomycota; Eurotiomycetes; Eurotiales; Aspergillaceae. The record is from RefSeq and is a predicted model, not a curated record.
AUGGCUCCUGCUCAAGAUCCCAAGGCCGAACAGGUCUCGAUUAACGCUUCUGAACUUCGAGAGGCAAACAAUGCAGUUCUCAUGCGUCUGAUGGGUCUUCAGACAUACGUAAAUGAUCUGACCAAGGCUUAUGUUGAGCACACCACCAGUGUUCUUGCUGGUGGCCCCGCCACGAUCAACAUCCCAGCUGCGCCUCCUAAUCUUGAGCCGAGCAAGUUUCUCCGUGCUAGUACGCCCGAAGCCAAGUCUGAGGCCGGUGUUAAGAAGCGCAAGCGCACCCCCGCUGACCCUAAUGCGCCUAAGCGCCCUCUGACCCCAUACUUCCUGUACAUGCACAACAACCGUAAUAAAAUUGCAGGUGAAAUGGGAUCCGAUACCAAGCCAAAGGAUGUCUCUGAUGAGGGUACCAAGCGCUGGCAGGAGAUGGACGAGCCCCAAAAGGCUAUCUGGAAGGACCUUUACGCUGAGAACUAUGAAAAGUACAAGCGCGAUGUCGCUGCCUACAAGUCCAAGACCAGUGAUCGCAAGACAGAGGAUGACCUUGACCCUGCCGCCUCACAGCUGCAGCAGGACUUCGCUGGUGCCGACGCCGACAAGACCGAUUCUUCUUCCGAGGAUGAAGAGGAAGAGGAGUCCUCCCCCUCUCCCCCUCCCAAAGAGAAGACCCCUCGCAGCACCAAGCGCCGCCGCAGUGACGCCAAGGUCGUGAAGGAGGUGCCAGAGUCUGCCACCAAGCAGGUCUCACCAGUUAAGCGGGGACGCAAGAAGGCAGAGCCCGUCAAGGAGACAACCGCCCCCGAGGCCAAGACCAAGGGCAAGGGCAAGAAGCGCAAGAGCGAGGCUUAA